AAGCUUUUGUGAACCCAAGCUCACUUCAUCAGAUGCUGUGCAAAGACACACAGGAAGCAGAGUACAAGGAGAGAGAAACUAGCAUACAAAAGACAAGAGGGGCAGUGCUAGGAGAGACAAGCAAAAGAGCAGUAAAACCCUGUGUUUCCUGCACUGCGCUGCACUGCCUGUUCCAUAGGAGCUCUCUGGAGUGGAGGAGUGUAGUGUGAUACCCCGCAUUUGGCCACCACCUCAAGGCACACAGAGCUUGCAGGCACACACACAAUCGAUAACUGAUGCUGCACAGACACCAUCGACUAGGUUUGUUCUCAGGUUUGCAUCUUAGCCUACCGUGCCAGUUACCAUCAGCGUAGUGCCAGUGGGAAUAUUGAGUGCUGGCAUAAUAGUCACUUUAGUGCAAUUAGCCUCCCACUGCUGUCUCCCAGGGCUCCAGUCAUCGCCUAGCUGACUUGUCUGACACUAUCUGUUCUCUGUUCGUUAAAGGUCAAGUUUUCAGACCAUGCUUGUGGAUGCUUAAGAGAUGCAGGAAGGCUCUGGCCAUGUGUUGCAGAUUCUUUUAGUUGCUCAGCAUGUACUGGCUGCUCUACUCCUGUGUUCUCUGACAAUGAGCCCCAACUCUUCCCUCAGCCAUGGGAAAGGCCUGAGGAACCUCACAACCCAGGAAGAUGGGGCCGUCAGAGUGACAGAGUCAGUGGCGAUUAUCGUCAUUGCUAUCUUCAUCUGUUUGGGCAACCUGGUGAUUGUCGUGACCCUCUACAGGAAGUCUUACCUCCUAACACUAAGCAACAAGUUUGUGUUCAGCCUGACGCUGUCCAACCUCCUCCUCUCCAUACUGGUGCUGCCGUUUGUCGUCACCAGUUCCAUCAGGCGGGAAUGGAUCUUUGGAGUGGUGUGGUGCAACUUUUCUGCCCUGCUGUACAUGCUGAUCAGCUCGGCCAGUAUGCUUACCCUGGGCCUCAUUGCUAUUGAUCGGUACUAUGCUGUCCUGUACCCGAUGGUUUAUCCAAUGAAGAUCACAGGAAACAGAGCGGUGGUAGCCCUGGUGUACGUGUGGCUACAUUCCCUCAUUGGCUGCCUCCCUCCCCUCUUUGGCUGGUCUUCCUUGGAAUUUGACCAGUUCAAAUGGAUGUGUGUGGCUGCGUGGCAUAAAGAGGCAGGCUACACUGCCUUUUGGCAGAUCUGGUGUGCUCUGUUGCCCUUCCUGGUGAUGAUGAUCUGCUACGGAUUCAUAUUUCGCGUGGCUCGGGUGAAGGCACGCAAAAUUCACUGUGGCAGCGUGGUCAUUGUAGAGGAGGAUGCACAGAGGAAUGGGAGAAAGAACUCUAACACCUCCACCUCCUCUUCAGGCAGUCGAAGGAAUGCUUUCCAAGGGGUUGUCUACUCAGCCAAUCAGUGCAAAGCUUUCAUCACUAUUUUGGUUGUGAUUGGUGCUUUUGUGAUCACUUGGGGGCCUUAUAUGGUUGUAAUCACAUCAGAGGCACUUUGGGGGAAAAACAGCAUUUCCCCUGCUUUGGAGACAUUAGCAACGUGGCUGUCAUUUUCAAGUGCCAUUUGCCAUCCGCUGAUCUAUGGACUGUGGAACAAAACUGUGCGCAAGGAACUCUUAGGAAUGUGCUUUGGUGAUCGGUAUUAUCGGGAGUCAUUUGUUCAACGUAAUAGGACAACCAGGUUAUUCAGCAUUUCCAAUAGGAUCACAGACUUGGGACUCUCUCCCCAUCUCACAGCCCUCAUGGCUGGUGGACGACCAUUAGGAAACAGCAGCAGCACGGGUGACACUGGUUUCAGCUGCUCCCAGGAGUCAGGUACAGAUGUGAUGCUGCUUGAAGACUACAGCUCAGAUGGAGUUCAUCACCCGCACUGCAUUUAUCCUCCUCGACGGAGGAGUUCUGUGACAUUUGAAGACGAAGUGGAACAAAUCAGAGAGGCUGCAAAGAACCCUGUUCUUCAUGUAAAAGCUGAGGUCCAUAAAUCUCUGGAGAGUUAUGCAUCUAGUUUAGCCAAAGCUAUUGAAGCUGAUGUGAAAAUCAGCCUGUUCGGGGAAGAUGCUUUACCAGGAUCUUUGUUCCCUGUGAAGACGGUACCAGGCAGCAAUGUGGGUACGCGGCGUGGCGGCAGGGCUCAAAUUAGCCAAAGACUUCAGCUGCAAAGCAUUGAUGAAGGGAAUAUUUGAUAAGAGCACUAAAACAGAAGAACAGAAGAAACCACUAGAUAGAACCCAGUACUGUUACAAUUAUUUUGAGACAGAGUAUUCAGAGUGGCUAAUGGCAGUGUUUUGGUCAAGAACAUUUGAAAAUACCUGGAUUCUUCAAAGUAUACACAUACACCUGAGCUUUAGAGUAGUAUUUACUUACUGUUCAGUGGGCAAUAGAUAUUUUUGUGCCAUGGUUGUUUUUU
Messenger RNA from Gavialis gangeticus (Gharial), 2394 nucleotides. It is a transcript of the gene GPR161, whose product is annotated as G protein-coupled receptor 161. Gene Ontology annotation, cellular component: membrane; recycling endosome. Gene Ontology annotation, biological process: G protein-coupled receptor signaling pathway. The record is from RefSeq and is a predicted model, not a curated record. Bases 521 to 2170 code for a protein of 549 amino acids. Gene Ontology annotation, molecular function: G protein-coupled receptor activity. Lineage: Eukaryota; Metazoa; Chordata; Crocodylia; Gavialidae. The transcript is spliced from 6 exons.